Aedes albopictus (Asian tiger mosquito) is the source of this 1930-nucleotide messenger RNA. RefSeq lists its product as uncharacterized. The record is from RefSeq and is a predicted model, not a curated record. NCBI's taxonomy places the organism in Eukaryota, Metazoa, Arthropoda, Insecta, Diptera, Culicidae. Bases 1 to 1884 code for a protein of 627 amino acids. The transcript has a single exon.
AUGUUACUAACAUUACUGUGCCUUCAGAUGACAGCAGUUUACGGAUAUCACUUGGGACCUCUGCCGGUUGUUCAUCCAACACUACAGCUGCUAGUUCAAGCCGCCACAGCCAUCUUCAUCGGAUCAGACUUUGAAGACACUGUUCCCUACACGGUUUGCGUAUCUUGGGAGCUGUCCAGCGGACAACCCGUCCAACUACUCCCGAACCUCAUAGACCAGGUCCUGCAGUCGUUGGAAAGCGAGAACGUUGUGGUGCAGCUGAUCUACCACGAAUUUGUGAAAACUCGUCGACCCAGGGUGACCAACGUGUUCCUCGUCGACGGACUGCAAGCCUUCGAAGAACUUCACGCCACCAUACGGCCCAAGCAGUACAACUUCGCCGGGCAGUACGUUAUCAUCGUGAUGAAUGAGAAUGAGGAUGCCGACGAAGGGUUCGUUGCCGAGCGUAUUCUACAACUGAUGUGGCAGUACUACGUAGUGAACGUGAACGUGCUCUUCGGUAGUCUGGAUUACGAGGAAGUCCGCAUGUAUACCUACUUCCCAUUCAGUCCUGGUUCUUGCGAAAAGGUCAAAUCGGUGACGUGGAACACCUUCCGGGAUGGGCAUUUCCUCAAGUCUAGGUCACAUUUUCCUCCGAAGUUGAACGACUUCCACGGUUGCCCACUGACUACUGCGGUGUAUACGUAUUCCGCUUUCAUGCGUCUACGCCACGGACCUCACGGGGCCGUCAUUGGGAUGGACGGCGUAGAUGCCGUAUUGUUGCGGCAUAUUUCAGCAAAGCUCAACUUUUCUGUUGUGCCUGUGGAGGUUCCUCACGGCCUACGGUUCGGAUUGAUCUUCGAGAACGGAACCGCUACCGGGGCGAUGAGGAUGGUCAUCGAUGGGGAGACCAAUUUCACCCUAGGGUUCUUCGGAUACAACCAGCUAAGGAUGAAGUUCAUGUCACUUACGCAAAACUAUCACUUCACUACCUUGGUUGUGGUGGUAUCGGCCGGCGAAGAAUACGAAGCCUUCGAGAAACUACUGCUGCCCUUCACCAACACCCUUUGGUACGUUUUCCUGGGAUGUUUAGCCGCUGGAUUCCUAGUGAUCGCCGCGAUCACCGAAAUGAGAGCCAAAAUCAAAAACUUCGUAUUUGGAAACAACACCCAAACACCUGGCUUGAACCUCCUGAACAUUCUCUUCGGAGGAUCGCUUCGCGUACUACCAACACGCAACUUUGCUCGUUUCCUGUUGACCCUAUGGUUGAUGUACGGCAUGAUCACCCGAACAGUCUACCAACAAGCCCUGUUCAAUUUUCUUCAGCUCUCUACGAACCAUUCGACGAUCACAACCCUGAAGCAGCUCAUGGACGGUCGUUACCCGAUCUACCUGAUACCCAGCGAAGUGUACGUGUUCAACAACCUACCGGAACUGCAGCGCCAAAUCCAGAUCAUCCCGAACGCGGAAAUUCAGCACAACGACGACGCCAUUCGCCGGGCACAGAUCCGCGGUGCACGGAUCUCCAACUACGAAAAGGUUCUGUAUGACAACGCUCAUUUCGCCGACGGCCAGUACCUGCGGAUGUUGAAGGAACGGCUGUACAACUACGCGAUCAGCAUCGGGCUGCGGUUGAACUCCUGCCUGACGAAGCCCUUCGACGACGCCCUGCUGGAGUUGGCUCCACACGGCAUUGUGCGGGCGUGGGUUAACCGCUACGUGGACGACAAAUACGGUGUAGUUCCGGAGCCUACGGACGUGCAGAAGCAGUUGACCGUUCGGCAGCUGUUGGGAGCGUUUCAGUUGUGGGCCAUCGCCCUCGGUGGGAGCUUUGUGGUGUUCUGCGCGGAAGUUUGCUGCCACUUUGUGGGGAGGAAAUGCAAGACCUUAAUGGGGGAUUUUUGAAUGGAUGUAGGGAAGAAACUGUCCAAGAAUGUAUGUAGAACACCAC